UCACUAACUGAAACAGAUCUGCGAUACACCCCCCCCCAACCAAAAAAAAGAAAAACACCCACAGUUACUCUAUUUUGGUCUAUUUAUUGUCCGUGAACAAAUGAUUGUGUGGCUGUCACAAAACAUACAGGAGAUGCAGAGAUGGGCGUGACGUGGGGAAGACAGGACAAGAGAAAGGAGGGAUAAAGUGGAGGUGAAUCCUGAAUGGUGGGUUAGGGUUUGUGAGGUAGAGAGCAGAGCAGAGGCUGGAGCGGGAGGCUGGAAGAUGGCAAGAUGGCACGGUUACGACUCAAAGAUUUAGGUGGAAAUUUCCCCGGGCAAAACAGAAAUAUUUCCCAUCGAGGAUGCUCGGAAGGAAGGAGAUUCUUGUGGCGGGUUUGGGGUGCUCGUUGGUUUUUGGCUGCUAGUGAAAUGUGCGUCUUUAGAUACAGGCAACAUUCCUGCAGAGAUAAAACCCUGGGCCCCCUCACCCCGCCCUCCCCCGUCUCUCCACCCACCGAACUGGGUCCGGCUUACUCAAGUGUGUGCGCCUGUGCGGGGGUGUGUGCCCGUGUUUACGUGCCCUGCGUGGUGGCACUCGCAGGGGGGGCAAUUGGAAAGACAUCUUUCAGUUUGGGAGAAACAGAACGUAAGAAAGACAGCGGAGGGCCAACAGGCAUGCCAGCCAAGACCGUCACUUUCGGAACAGAUGCCGGCAACAGUUUUCUCCGAGUGGCCCGUUCUGGCAACCUGGACAAGGCCCUGGAACAUAUUAAGAAUGGCAUUGAUAUAAAUACAGCCAAUCAGAAUGGGCUCAACGGGCUUCAUCUUGCGUCAAAAGAAGGCCACGUCAAAAUGGUGCUGGAAUUACUUCACAACGGAAUUGUACUGGAGACCACUACAAAGAAAGGAAACACGGCGCUGCACAUUGCGGCCCUGGCCGGGCAGGAGCAGGUGGUCGCAGAGCUGGUGAACUACGGGGCCAACGUCAACGCUCAGUCCCAGAAGGGUUUCACUCCACUCUACAUGGCUGCACAAGAAAACCAUCUAGAGGUUGUGAAGUUUCUUCUGGAGAACGGGGCUAAUCAGAGCAUUCCAACGGAGGAUGGAUUCACUCCUCUGGCGGUGGCUUUACAGCAGGGCCAUGAAAAUAUCGUAGCCCUGCUCAUCAACUACGGCACCAAGGGGAAGGUCCGCCUCCCCGCGCUGCACAUUUCGGCACGCAAUGACGAUACACGCACGGCUGCGGUUCUUCUGCAGAAUGACCCAAACCCUGAUGUGCUCAGCAAGACUGGAUUCACACCCCUCCACAUUGCUGCACACUAUGAAAACUUGAACGUUGCUCAACUUCUUCUCAACAGAGGAGCCAAUGUCAAUUUCACCCCGAAGAACGGCAUCACCCCUUUGCACAUCGCAUCUCGACGGGGAAAUGUGAUCAUGGUCCGACUCCUCCUCGACAGGGGGGCGCAAAUAGAUGCCAAGACCAAGGAUGAGCUCACUCCUCUGCACUGUGCAGCGAGAAAUGGUCACGUCAGAAUAAUAGAAAUUCUUCUUGACAACGGGGCCCCCAUCCAGGCCAAGACCAAGAAUGGCCUGUCUCCAAUCCACAUGUCGGCACAGGGGGACCACGUAGACUGCGUCAAGCAGCUUCUGCAGUAUAACGCAGACAUUGAUGACAUCACGCUGGACCACCUGACACCUCUUCACGUGGCCGCACAUUGUGGACACCACCGAAUGGCAAAGGUUCUGCUGGACAAGGGGGCCAAACCCAACUCUCGAGCGCUGAACGGCUUUACUCCUUUGCAUAUUGCGUGCAAAAAGAACCACAUGCGCGUGAUGGAUCUUCUGCUCAAACACGCAGCAUCACUCGAGGCUGUGACCGAGUCCGGCUUGACGCCGUUGCAUGUGACGUCUUUCAUGGGCCACCUCAACAUCGUGAAGAUCCUGCUGCAGAAAGGAGCGUCGCCCAGCGCUUCUAAUGUGAAAGUUGAAACCCCCCUCCAUAUGGCAUCCCGGGCAGGACACUUUGAGGUGGCAGAGUUUUUACUACAGAACGCCGCACCGGUGGACGCCAAAGCCAAGGAUGACCAAACACCGCUGCAUUGCGCCGCUCGAAUGGGCCACAAGGAGAUUGUGAAGCUGCUGUUAGAGCACAAAGCCAAACCCAACUCCACGACCACAGCAGGGCACACGCCUCUCCACAUCGCUGCCCGGGAGGGCCACGCGCAAACCGUGCGCAUCCUUUUGGACAUGGAAGCGCAGCAAACCAAGAUGACGAAGAAAGGCUUCACUCCGCUUCACGUGGCUUCCAAGUACGGCAAGGUAGAUGUGGCGGAGCUGUUGCUGGAGAGAGGAGCUAACCCUAAUGCUGCUGGGAAGAACGGUCUGACUCCACUGCACGUCGCUGUGCAUCACAACAAUCUGGAUGUUGUCAACCUGCUUGUCAGCAAAGGGGGGUCUCCACACAGUGCCGCCAGGAACGGCUACACCGCCCUGCACAUUGCAUCCAAGCAGAAUCAGAUGGAGGUGGCGACCAGCCUGUUGCAGUAUGGAGCUUCGGCCAAUGCUGAAUCUCUACAGGGCGUCACACCUCUCCACCUGGCCUCGCAGGAAGGACGCCCCGACAUGGUCUCUCUGCUCAUCUCCAAACAGGCUAAUGUCAACCUUGGCAACAAGAGUGGACUGACGCCGCUCCAUCUUGUGGCACAGGAGGGACAAGUUGGCAUUGCUGACAUCUUAGUGAAGCAGGGAGCAUCGGUCUAUGCAGCCACACGGAUGGGCUACACCCCUCUCCAUGUAGCGUGUCACUAUGGCAACAUCAAGAUGGUGAAGUUCCUGCUGCAGCAACAGGCCAACGUCAACAGCAAAACACGGCUCGGUUACACGCCCCUGCACCAGGCCGCCCAGCAAGGACACACAGAUAUUGUGACGCUGCUGCUGAAGCACGGAGCGCAGCCCAACGAGACGACAACGAAUGGGACGUCGGCGCUCGCCAUCGCCAAGAGGCUGGGCUACAUCUCCGUGAUUGACGUGCUCAAGCUCGUGACGGAGGACACCGUUUCCAUGACCACCACAGAGAGACACCGAAUGAGUUUCCCAGAAACAGUGGAUGAGAUACUGGAUGUGUCCGAGGAUGAAGGACUUGCGCAGCUAACAUUAGGAGAGGAGCUCCUGGGGACCGAAGGGGCCAGGUACAUGAAGAUGGAUGACAUGAAAGACCAUGAUGACGAUUUCCUCUCCCCCAAGAAAUCACUGGAGUACGAGAGAGGGCUGGGCACAGCAAAUUACUCUCCAGCCAUUCCGAGGAUUCCGCGUGUUUCUCCCGAGACAGUGAUGCUGAAAGAACACGAGCUCGAUCAGCACACUCCACUUCCGCUUCCAAAAGAGUACGAUGAAGACUCCCUGAUUCCCAGCAGCCCGGCAACCGAGACGUCAGACAACGUCAGCCCGGUCGCCAGUCCCAUACACACGGGCUUUCUGGUGAGUUUUAUGGUGGAUGCCCGCGGCGGCUCAAUGCGAGGCAGUCGGCACAACGGUCUGCGCGUCAUCAUCCCCCCGAGGACCUGCGCGGCUCCCACCCGCAUCACCUGCCGCCUGGUGAAGCCACAGAAGCUUACCAGCCCGCCGCCGCUGGUGGAGGGUGAAGGCCUGGCCAGCAGAAUCAUCUCGCUCGGCCCGGCUGGCAUGCAGUUUCUCGGACCCGUAAUUGUGGAGAUCCCUCACUUUGCUGCUCUGGGUCGUGGCGACCGCGAGCUUGUGGUGCUGAGGAGCGAGAAUGGAUCUGUGUGGAAAGAACACCGCAAUCGCUAUGGUGACGAAGUUCUCGAGACAAUCCUCAAUGGGAUGGAUGAGGAUUUGGAAAGUCAGGAGGAACUCGGGAAGAAGCGAAUUCGCCGCAUCAUCUCAACUGACUUUCCGCUUUAUUUUGCCGUCGUGUCGCGGGUCCAGCAAGAGAGCGACCUGAUCGGCCCCGAGGGAGGGUCGUUGACGAGCAAACUGGUGCCGCUGGUCCAGGCAACUUUUCCCGAGACGGCGGUCACCAAGCGAGUCCGUCUGGGGCUGCAGGCUCAGCCCGUUCCUGACGAGUUGGUGGCCAAGUUGCUCGGUAACCAAGCCAACUUUAGCCCCGUGGUGACAGUGGAGCCUCGGCGACGAAAGUUCCACCGACCCAUCGGCCUGCGCAUCCCUCUGCCCCCGUCGUGGCGGGACAGCCCCCGGGACUCUGGGGAGGGUGACACCACCAGUCUGCGGCUGCUUUGCUCCGUCAUAGGUGGGACAGCGGCAGCUCAAUGGGAAGACAUCACUGGUACCACUAAGCUUGUCUACGCGAACGAAUGUGCCAGUUUUACGACCAAUGUGUCUGCACGGUUCUGGCUCGCUGACUGUCCUCGUACAGCAGAGUCGGUCUCCUUUGCCAACUUGCUUUACAAAGAGCUUUCGGCCGUACCUUACAUGGCGAAGUUUGUGGUUUUCGCCAAGAUGAACGAGUUACGCGAAGGCCGCCUGCGCUGUUACUGUAUGACUGACGACAAGAUGGAUAAAACCUUGGAACAGCAUGAGAACUUCACAGAAGUGGCCCGCAGCAGGGACAUUGAGGUGAUGGAGGGAAUGCCGCUUCACCUGGAAUGUUCCGGGAAUCUCGUACCGGUGCGGAAGGCCGCCCAGCAGCCUCGCUGCUUCAGCUUCCAGGCCUUCAGAGAUAACAGACUCCCCGUCUCCGUGAAGGUGCGAGAUAGCAGCAAAGAGCACACUGGAUUCCUGUCUUUCCUCCGCAAGACCACCAAGUAUGAAGACAGUCAACAUGUCCUAUGCAACCUCAACAUUACCAUGCCUCCGUGUAUCAAGAUUAUUGGAAGUGAGGACCGCCGGCGAACUUUGACCCCGCUGGCUCUAAGGGAAAGAUACAGUGCCCUCAACGAACCUGCCAUGGCAUCAAUGAGUGCCAUGGAGAGGGCUGAGCUGAAGAUGGCUGUGAUUGCAGAACAGUUGGGACUGAGCUGGGCUGAGUUGGCUCGGGAGCUUCAGCUCAGUGUGGAUGACAUCAAUAAGAUCCGUGUGGAGAAUCCCAACUCCCUGCUGGAGCAGAGUUCUGCACUCCUCAACCUGUGGGCAACUCGCGAGGGCAAGAGAGCCAAAAUGGAGACCUUGUACGCGGCGCUGAAGAGCAUUGACCGCGUGGACGUCAUCACCAUGCUGGAGGGCCAACCGGCGCAGCCUAGCAGACAAGGCUCCCGUGAACUCGGCAGGCGGCAGAACGAAAGAGAACACCUCUCUCCUGCUAUGACCAAUGGUGAGCUCUCUACCCCGAAUUUGACCGUGUAAAAUCUUUCGUGCCUCCCGAACAUCCUCUGAAGACCUCUCCGAAUUCCCCCUCUCGCUGUAUGUCCCUACUCAUCUAACGAAUAUGAAUGCUGCCUUGAGACCUUUGCAGGAAGUAACCCCAGCCGAAUGCUCAUGGACUCAGGACACUCCUACUGCAGUACGAACCGUUUAGUGCUUUCCACUGGAUUAUAUGAGACAGUAUUUAGACUCAUUGGGCACAGCGUCACAAUCCAAGGAGAUCAAAAUACGAAAUAAAGAGUUACAGAGAUACAAAGAGUUGUAUCAGCAAAGAUGAUAAUGCUCAGUUUUGAUUGACACUGUGAGUAUAGAAUUGAACACUAUCUUUAGUACGGGUAUUUUAGAUUUUUGAGGUUGGGGUUUGCAAUGGUGCAGAACUGAUCUGCAUUACACUGAUAGCUGUUUAUAUUUUGGAAAGGGAGGAAACCAAAACCUAAAUAUUGUCGAAUGUAUACCUCUCUGUCAGUGCAAUAUUACCUGUGUAAAGGUAUCAUUUUCAAAAGUAGCUCCUGUAUUGGAUCUCAUCUUGGAUCCACCUACUGUUCUGAUUAUUUGUUUUAUUUUUCCUUCAGAGUUGCAAGCAUCCACCGCCGUGAUAUUCGCGCAACACAGAGCAGCACAUUGUUAUACAUGUGGAGACUGUACAUAGAUCAUAAGUGCUGCCUGUCUACCAAGCGUCAGUAGACAGUCCUUUACUUCUUUUUCUUAUGCUUUCUUUGACACACGCCUUACAUCUUAUUGACUCCAUUUUCACGAGUGGAAAGUUGGCCACUCACGUCAGGGCAAUUCUGUGAAAACUGGAGACUACGCAACAAGAUGUAACCAUGCAAAGAAAUCAGAGCCAACGAAAGGAAGAAAUCAUUUGGAUCACAUUUGGAUCAAAUGUGAUACUGAUUGCUGUCUUGUCUUGUGCUACCUGCCUCCCAAAGGCAUUUCCAGCGCUGUUGUUUUUUAAUGCAAUAGAAAUGAAUAAAUGUAUUUUUAAAGCAAAUUAAGUUGAGUGUAUAAAUUCAACUAUUUAUUAACUUUACGGAUAUAAUGCGCCAAGGGAAAAAAAAAAAACUGGACCGUGUCUUCCAACAUAAAAGUAAACAUUCGUAUACAGCAGAAAGUUGUGUAAAAAGCAGAAACACAGACAUGGAUGACAAAUCAGGGACUUGUUGCACUCAAAAUGUUUUUUUCCCACAAACAUUUGGUGUUGGGAGAUAAGGGUGCGCAGUAGAAUACAUUCUUUGUAAAAAAGAAAUAUACUAUACAGAGAGAGAAUAAAACCCCCGUCCGGAGAGAGCUUUCGAUUGUAUUUGUAUGAACGUGCGUGAAGUUGCAUGAAGGCCACUUUGAGUUUCUUCGGGGCAAAUAAUGCUGUUGGUGCUCUGAAUGUCAUUUUGGGAGCCCUGUUGUCAUUCCCUGUGAAUCUGUCCUUCUCUGUUUCUGUGGACGCAUCAUUUGCAGCCUUACUCUUCCUGCUCCUCCUCACUCCUCUCCGAACUCUGACCUCAUGCCGACCUCAUGCUGACCUCUGACCCAUAUUUUUUCUUUGAUUUACUUGCGACGUCUUUGUGCAUUUUUCUUUUGUGAUAUUUUUUAUUUUUGAAACUCCCACGUUUGUCUGUGAAUGAUUCACCUCACACAGGCUGUGCACUCAGCACCUCCUGGGAGAGGGGAGGUGACCCUCGCUCUCUCCCCUACUUUGCAUCUGUGUUCAUCACCCUCUCUUUUCUCUUUUCUCUUCCCCCACAAUGUCCUUCCCUCGCCCUGCUUGCCUUACGUGUGCAUGCCCUCCCCGCAUUUGAACGCACAUCGUGGGAUGUGAGCAGUACAGUUAGCUAGUUGGAGUUAGGUUCCCAAACAAUGCACUGAAACCGCAUGCCGCCGGUACCUUCGCAUGGCAAGCCUACUACGAAUGUUCCCGUUCGUCCUCGGCGGUCGUCAUACGGGGGAGUGAAAAAGGCGCCGAACCUUUUUUGGAAACGAUGAUCGGAGUCCGCUCCGUUCAUGUAUGAAUGUUGUGCUUUUGUGAUGGAUUCUCUGUCAACGGUGUUCAUUCAAACAGUUGUUUGCGUAAACAAUCAAAGUGUUCGACUGUAUUUGUAUCAAUUUCAUGUUGCACCUCCUCUCACACCUCCGCUUUCCCCACUUGAAAUAUUUUAAUCUGUUUGGCUCAACAUGAUGCUGCUUGAUGUCCUCCUAUAAGUGUGCAGUUUUCACUACUUUGUUUCUGUAUUAGUUACAUGUGUUUACAGUACUGUGCAAAAAGCCCACGAUUAGCUCUGUUGUUUUAGCAAUCCUGCAACGGCCCUAUCUGCAGUAUAUAUCGUAACUAGAAUGUAGUAGACGACAGAGCCCUGCCACGACCAACACAAAUGUGUUUGUUUGUUGAUUCGCAGCUUGUACUUCUGGUUUCACAAAGGGUGACAAAUAGAGGGAUGUGCCAUUCGGAUUCUGGGACCAGUUGGGGAUGAACUGUUCCUAUGACAUCAUCGAAGUUCAAUGGCUUCAAAUGAAUGUCUGUCUCAAACCUCUGGGGGUGUCCAAACGACAGCCCAGGGGCCAUUUGCGGUCCUCUGUCCAUUUUUUUAAUGGCCCGCGCCAUAUACUAAAAUGAGUAUUUGACACAGCCCGCAACACUACAUUAUAUAUAUAUAUAUAUAUAUAUAUAUAUAUAUAUAUAUAUAUAAAAUCCCAAAUUCUUUGGUCAAGCACCUUUGAUAGGAAGCUUGUAUGUGGAGGUUUUUCAAAAAUAGCUAGACCAUAAAUGAAAAACAAUAUAUAAUUGCUUGAUGAAGAUGAAUUAAAGUUGAAGAAUAUAAAACUGGCCCUUGCAUCCUUAGAUUUUUCUGCACGCGGCCUUUGAAGGAAGACGUUUGGACACCCUUAAUGUAGAUCCUCACCAGACAUGUAUUUCCUUGACCUUGCACCAUACACCUUACUACAAAGUUUUUUUGAGGCAAUCUUUUUUUUAGUAAGUAAUCCUGCUAACUGUAGCUUUCCUUUUAUCAAAGUAAAAGCUCAUUAAAACAAGAAAGUUAGCGAAGACUUUUGCACAGUAAUGUAAAUUUCACAUCAUUUUCAAUGCUUCGUUGUGUUAAUUCAUUUUAUUGAAUUGAUCACACGGUCACGCCGCCUGUUUUGCAUCUCUUUUUUUUUCAACAUUUGUUGAUUUCCUACCAGGAAGAGAGGAAGCUUGAUAACUAACUUGUUACGCUGCAUUGCAGACUGCUGGGAAAAACAAAACAAUAAGCCUGAUGACCUCAGUAAGUGUGUUUAGGGUUAUGUUCAAAUCUCAUAGCUAUGCGACAAAUCUUUUAUGCAUUGUUGACACAGCCAUGAUAGAGUGACAUCUUUAUACCAAUUUCCAUGCAGAACGGGUUGUGAUACAUGCAGUUAUUUAGUAUCACAGUUUUCUGGAGCAGCGAACUGCUCAUUUGCUAUUUGUAAGUAGAGCAGUGCCGUAACUAUGACUUUAGGUCCGUUUUUAUUGGAAACUAGCAAAGGGAAUGACAGUAAUUACAUUCCCAAUCUAUUUGUAAUCACUACAAUACACUGUAUAAAGUAAAAUGGAGCAAAAUGCCAAACUUGUUGUAAACAAGUUUGGCAUUUUUAAACUGGAUGUAACGAGCAAUAGGUAUUUGUGUCUGUGAUCGUAGUGCAGCAGUUUGGAGUCUGCGAGUUAGCGUAGCACGUAGGUCGCGAGGUGGUUGAGGUCGCGAGUUGUCUCAGAUGUCCACUGCGCUCUCAGCACUGCUCAAGUAUGAAGUGAAUGAAACGCUGACACAUUGGUGUCCUCUUGCUCUCUUUCUGCUGCGCAUGAGCACAUGCUCGCAUAUUCCUCCUAUUUCACCGUCUUGCGUUUUGAGCCAAAAGCAGUUCUAGUCUUAUUUUGGGGGGAAACGACCCAAAAAAACUCAUGCUCUGCUACCGUGCCUGUCUGUGUACAGUAUAUUUAUCACAGAUGUGGGAGUGACCUGAGUCCACAGCCAUUCCACUCAUGUGAUUUAACUACUGAUUUAAAUACUGAAUAUCGUCUGUCACAACAGUGGGAACGCCAACCCUCCAACUCUCGUCUACCUUUAAGCUUAAAGGUUUCUAGCGCUCUCAUUUUGAUUGAAUCAAAGACUUUAAGACCCCAAAGAGAGUGUGUGUGUGUGUGUGUGUGUGUGUGUGAGAUUGAGAUCGCCUGCAUGCAUGCUUUCCAGCCUGACAGCAAUAUUAACCUGCCUGUUAUCUUCGAGUGGGUGUAAGGCAUGCAGAAGUGUGAUGGAGAUGGAGAUGGAGAUGGAUGAGAGGGACACGUCGAGAGCGGGUCGAUGACGGCAUGUCGGACGGGCCAAUCAGCUCGAUUUGGGGGCUGUAACUGCUGUGGUCUCCCUGCAGGUGGCAGCCAGCAGAGCAGCAUCAGUCUCGAGUGGGCCUCAGUCUGACCUUGUUGGUCCAUUAUGCGUCUGCUGCUGCUACGAAUGCCUGUCCCCCACCCCACCCCCCAUCUUCUAGAAAUCCCUGCUCUUAUUUCCUCAGCACUUUGCACUUUAUUUCCUUUCUGAUUGUCUUUGCUCGUUCCUGAAUUGCCUUCCUACUCCUUUUCCAUUUGUUUCCCCUUCAGCCUCCUCUACCCCUCCCCAGUUUGCCCAGCUCCUGGGCAAAGGGGCACUCUCCCCCUC
Messenger RNA from Phycodurus eques (leafy seadragon), 9977 nucleotides. It is a transcript of the gene ank1a, whose product is annotated as ankyrin 1, erythrocytic a. The record is from RefSeq and is a predicted model, not a curated record. NCBI's taxonomy places the organism in Eukaryota, Metazoa, Chordata, Actinopteri, Syngnathiformes, Syngnathidae. Gene Ontology annotation, molecular function: protein binding. The coding region runs from base 274 to 5301 and encodes 1675 amino acids. The transcript has 38 exons. Gene Ontology annotation, biological process: signal transduction.